Cuscuta epithymum is the source of this 4650-nucleotide messenger RNA. NCBI's taxonomy places the organism in Eukaryota, Viridiplantae, Streptophyta, Magnoliopsida, Solanales, Convolvulaceae. The record is from the annotation of a GenBank genome assembly.
GCUUCACCACGAUUGAGGAUUUGAGGUGAAAAGUUGUGUGCUUGCUAGAUGGGUAUGGGUGAGACUGGGAAGCGAAAUCGUAGGCAUGAUGGGGACAACAAGAACCAGAAAAGGAGGACAGAAAGAGAUGAGAAGGGCGAUGCUGAGCUGGUUGUUUACAGGAUUUUAUGCCCUGCUAAUGUUAUCGGAAGUGUUAUUGGAAAGAGUGGGAAAAACAUAAAUUCCAUCAGACAUAACACUGGUGCGAAGGUUAAGGUGGUGGACCCCUUUCCUGGCGCUAAGGAUAGAGUUAUACUCAUCUAUUGUUAUGUAAAAAAUAAGGAAGAUGUUGAGGUGGAUGAGGAAUUCAACGACAGCAGACCACUUUGUUCUGCACAGGAUGCUCUUCUUAAGAUGCAUGCGACAAUCAUGAAUUCUGUUUCUUCUCUUGGGGAAUCUGACAGCAAUCAGAAGGAAAAGGAAGUUUGUCAGCUUUUAGUUCCUACCAGCCAGAGUGCAAAUGUCAUUGGGAAGUCUGGGGUUACCAUAAAAAAGAUGAGAAGCAAGACUGGAGCAAACAUCAGAGUAACUCCAAAGAAUGCCAGUGAUCCUAACCAUUCUUGUGCAUUGGAGUUUGAUAAUUUUGUGGUGAUUGCUGGUAUGUCGGAGGCUGUUACGAAAGCAGUUUUUGCAGUUUCUUCAAUCAUUUACAAGUUUGCACCAAAAGAAGAGAUUCCUCUUGAUACCACAGUUCAGGAAAUCCCUUCAAGUAUUAUUAUACCAUCAGAUGCUCCGAUAUAUUCAACUUCUGGCAUAUACCCGGGUGUAGAUCCUAUAGUCCAUACCGCACCAGUUUCUUCUGUUUUAGGUUCACAUUUGCAAGAGUUUCCAGGUUAUCUGGAUGCAGGGAGUACAUGGGCAGAUUAUUCAUCUUCUUCUCGAACUGAGGAGUUGAGAAUCAGAUUAUUGUGCCCAUCCCACAAUAUUGGGCGUGUCAUUGGCAAGGGUGGAAACUCAAUCAAAACCAUACGACAGGCUAGUGGUGCUCAAAUUGAGGUUGGUGAUGUCAAAGCUGAACCCGAAGAAUGUAUCAUCACUGUGAUCUCUAAGGAGUCAGUUGAUGAUGUCAAGUCAAUGGCAGUUGAAGCUGUGCUAUUGCUGCAAGGAAAGAUAAAUGAUGAAGAUGAAGACCGUGUAACUUUAGGUCUUCUUGUUCCUUCUGCGGUUAUUGGGUGCCUUAUUGGUAAACGUGGUUCUAUUAUAAAUGAAAUUCGAAAACGAACUAAAGCUGAUGUUCGGAUCUCCAAAGGAAAGAAGCCCAACUCUGCAGAUCCAAGUGAUGAACUUGUAGAGGUGGUUGGGGAAGUCGGCAAUGUGAGGGAUGCGCUUAUCCAGAUUGUGCUAAGGCUCAGGGCUGACAUUCUCAAAGAACAAGGAGAGCAGAAUUCUUCUGCAUUUCCUGAUAUUUUACAUGCUAGUGGAGCCCAUGUUUCAGUGCCUUCAGUUUUGCAAAGUAUUCCUCAAGUUGCUCCUUUGAGAUAUGAGCGGAGUACUGAAAGUGGAGCUGGAAUUUAUUCUUCAAACAUUGUUUAUGGACCCGAGAUUCUAUCGGUUGGUGAGUAUGGAGACAAUAGCCAUGGUUUGUUGUCAGCAUAUUCUCCAAAACGUUAUAACAGAUUACCUCCACCUGCCCUGGAAGUGCUUAUACCUGCUCAUGCUAUUGGUAAAGUUUUGGGCAGACGUGGAACUAACUUAGACAACAUCCAAAAUAUAUCCGGAGCGUCUAUAGAGAUCACUGAUUCCAAAUCCUCCCGAAGUGAUCGCGUGGCUCUAAUAUCUGGAACACCUGACCAGAAACGUGCUGCUGAAAACUUGAUCCAGGCAUUCAUAAUGGCCACUUAAUUCAUACCCCCACUUCUGAGGUGUCCACCAGCUUUAUCUUUAGAAUCGACUAGAUUUUUUUAAUGUUGGGGGGUGGGGUGGAUUGCUUAGGAUUUUUCUGGAUUCCUGCCCCUCAGCACAUAUCCAUUAUGUUUCAGUGCUUGUUGUGUCUUCACCAAAAUAGGUUUCAGGCGAUGAAAUGUUGCUAGCUAGGGUUUCGCUCCAUCAAUGGUUCCAUUAGAAUUUCAAGAUGUUUUAUUUUCUCAGCGUUUUAAUCACAGAUCCGACCAGGUUGACUGACUUCUGUCUUGUCUUCAAAUUGCUGUGCACAAGCUUAAUAAGGAUCCUUUGUGAUAUCUAAGCCAUAUAUGUGGCUUAUGAUAUUUUUUUCGUAAUCUUCAUCAUCAGUUUCUUCUGAGACAUCUUCUCACUUGUUUGAACUGUGGCUUGUCUUGUUUCUUCCUGGCGUGCUCUUCAUAACUAUUUGCACAGGUUCAGAUUGAUCUCUCUGUCGUGUGUGACGGCUACCAAGUUUUUUCUUCCAUUUGAAUACCAUGCUUGACUUUAAAAGGGUCUAAAUAAAGCACAAUACUCUUAUGCUCGACUCGUAAAAUAUUAUCUCACUUUACUCUUUCCUUAAUACAUUAUAUUUUCAUAAGCUCCUUACAACAUUCAUUUCUUGCUUCUCAUAUGAUAUCCACCAUGCACCCACUGACCAACUAUAUAUAAAAUAAAUCAACUAGAAACAACAACAACAACAACAACAACAACAACAACAACAAUAAUAAUAAUAAUAAUAAUAAUAAUAAUAAUAAUAAUAAAAGAGCUAAAGAGCCUACACUUUUCUGUUCCAGACCUUCAGAUCUCUUGAAGAUCUUUCCCUCUUAUGUAGUUAUUCCCAUUCUUAUCCUCUCCGACAAACAUUAUGGCCCCAUUCGGGAUUACGUUUGUGGUGUUAAAAGCACCUUUUUGCCCCAGCGCAAUCUUGAACAAACUAUACUUCUAUUCAAAAGCUAAUUUGAAACGGGAAAAUCCACCAUAAUUCAAAAGUGAGUGCGAGAUGGUUUUGGGAUUUUGAGUACUACUUUUGAGGUUAACUAUUUCAUAUUUAGAAAUUUCAAAAUUUUACAUCACACUUCAACUCUAAUGUCAAAAAUUUGUAUCUCUUAAAAUCACUUCUCAGCACAAUUUCAUAAUUGUAAGCACUUUUACAACAAGGAGCUUUUUCCAAAUGCAUCCUCAACCUAAUUCGGCCCAAGUCAAGCUUCAUUUUUUAACUUCCAAAACACUGGGCUGUUUUGUUGAACACUGUUUUGGUGUGUAAUUGUGAUAAAUCAACUUCCUACUAAUAUGAUUAUUUAAAUGUCUGCUAUAAUUGUUAUCUCUUGUACUUCCCACACAUGCCUUCCCUGAAAUCUUAAUGCUAGGUUCCUUUGGUUUUAAUGCUCACAUGAAGUAGAUUUUAGUUAAAAAAAUUAUCUCUUAAUCCAGGGAGUAACUUAUUUCUUGAAACCAUAUAGCCUUUUCUGCAGUAAAAGAAAAUAUUAUUUAAUCAAAUGAAGUGAAGCAACAGCUUAACCCUUCUGUAUUCUAUCAAAACUUCCAGAAGUUCUGUCUUAUCCUGUGUUGUAUGGAAAUGUAGGAAACAUAGGGAAAUAUGAAACGAAAAACAUCACCUUUUAAUAUAAAACAAGUAUUACGGGUGUUUUACAGAUGUUCUUAAAGUUCCUGAAAGUGAAAUACAAUUUCUUGAGAAUUUCUGUGCUUCAUAGGUCUUAUCAGUUAUCAUUGUAAUGUAACAUCAGCUAAUUUUUUAAAAUACCUUAACUGACUCCGAAAAGAACUUUUGAAGAUGAAUUAGAAGAAAUUUGUGCCUGAAUCCGUAGUGAUCAUCACAGAGAAUUCUUUUUCAUCCACUAUCUAGGGCUUUGUUCUGUUUACAUCUGUGACUUUCCUCUAUAUCCCAUUCACUCGUUGCCUCUUUCUUCUCUUUGCAUGCUAGAACUUUACAAAUGUAACACUCCAGGCCUGUUCUGUGGCUUUGUUACCCCCUUCAUAGUAUUUAUAUACAGGAAAAAAAUAUCUUCAUGUGCUAGAUAUAACGCUCAAUAUCUCAUUCCUACAAUGAUAUUCAAAAUACAGUGGCUAAGAUUUUAGAUUUCGGAAUUAUGGUUAAUUAGUGCCUUUUUUUGUUUUUGCUUCUUUUUUUUCUAUUGUCGUUAAAAUCCCGGCUUAGUUGCCAGGCGCAUCUUGAGUGCGAAGGUUUUCCUCUCGCCUAGGCGUGCCUAAAUUCACUCAGAUCAUUUGCAGCUCUGUCUAAUCUCCCACUAGAUGUUAGGCUCCAAUCUCCCACUGGUGCUUUUCUCAAUGUUUUGUGCGUGUGGAAGCUUAGGUAGAUGUUUAUGAAACUCGUUUUUCAUCAUUGUUUAGUAGAACAUUUUCUAGAGUAUAAAAGAUUAUCGCAUAGAAUAUCAGUGUCAUGCUCUUCCUAUCAGUAUGCAACCAAUUCUCCUCAACUAGUUGGCCAUCUUUUGGGGUAUAUGAAGUUCUUUUUUUUUUUUUGCCGAAGCCAGUGGAGCUUCAUCCUAAUCAUUUCCGAAGUAUGAUAAUAUCUAAGUUUUUUCUACUUUAACUGGAGGCCAGCAGAUUUAGGCUUAUUAGUUUAUUCUAUAAACUGUGGUUAUGUAUAUUUAUGUCUUGAGUGUAAAUAUUUCCUCUGAUUUGUUUGAAUUUAAAUGGCACUUAAAUUUUCUUGAAUUAAUGUCAAUGACAGCCCUUCGUAUUUGAUGC